AUAAAUAAAGUGAGUUUUAUUUCGUUUCAUAUUUGGAAUUUGAUCAUAAAAAACAAAGCAAAACCAGAUCAAUAAACUGGCCAUUGUUGAUCACCAUGGAAGGCGCAAGAGCAAAGGCAGAGGUGAUCAAGCCAGUGCUGCUCAAGGCUGGGAUUCCUCUUGCUAUAUCUGUGGCUGGCUUCAUCAUUGCCAGGCUCUCCGCAAGAAGAAAUCCAGUUUCAAAUCAGCAUGAAGAAGGGUCCAGAGAAGAUGAGAGUUUUCAUGGCCUUGAUUCCAAGUCUUUGGCUAGUAUGGGGGAUGAUGAACAAGAUGUUUUAACAGGUACCCGGUAUGGAAGUGAUGAAGAAGAAGAGAUUUUCAGGUUGAGAUAUCGAAUUCGAGAGCUUCAAGAGAAGGAGGGGCAGCUAGAAGCGCGGUUUCUUCUGUACUGCAACGCGAAAGAGGAAGAAUCGAUUCUGAUGGAGCUGCAGAGCAAUCUGCUGCUGGAGAUAGCGUGUGUCGAGUUCUUGGGCAGAGAGGCUUCAUCCAUGGAAGCCGAGAACCGGAGGCUUGAGGAGCUGGGGGUGGAGUACUUGAAAAUCCUGGAGCAGCUUGGGGCUGCAAGAUUGGAGAAGAGAUUGCUUCAUAGGAAGGUUAAGAAGCUUCUGAGGAAAACCAGAGGAAUGUCCUGUGUCAUAAGGCAGAAGAAUAUGCAAAUUGAAGCUGGAGAAGCUGAACUUUUGAGAAAUCAGAAAGAGGGAGAAAGAAAGGACAAUGUUAUCAGGGCAAUGGAAGAUCAAAUUCCAGAGCUUCGAUCUCUUAUCGAUCAACUGCAGAAGGAGAAGAACGAACUUCAGAACCAGCUUCAGUUGGCAGAAAACUCGGCUUCAUCUCAGAUUGAAGCAAAGGGGGAGGAAGAUUACAACGAGCUAGUGAAGGAGCUAGAGCGAGUCAAGAAGGAUCAAUCAGUGGAGGCGGAAGAACUGGUGUUCUUGCGAUGGUGCAACGCGUGCUUGAGGCACCAGCUGAUGAAGAAGAACCAGGAAGAAGAAGAAGAAGAAGAAACAGAGGAGAGAAAUCCAAAACCCCAGUUUGAUUUGGGAGCUCAUCAUGAACAUGAACAUGAACAUGAUCAUGAUCAUGAUCAUUCCAAGAGGCCUAAGUUAAUCCAAAAGCUUAAGAGAUGGGUUGAAGGAAGCGAAAAAAUGAAGCAGAAAGUGGAUGGAAAUCAGAAGCAUGGAGGCAAGUGCUGUAGAGGGUCUUCGGUUUCGGAUGGAACAGAGAAUCAUCAUCUUCUUCCUCCGGGGAAUUCGUGUUCCAGUCCAUGAGAAAAUCACAAGGAAAAUGAAGGAAACUUUCAGGACUGCAAUUGUACAUAUUCUUGAACGAAAAAGGAAGAAUGUUCUUACUAGUGAUUGAUGAUGGAAACCAUAUAUAUAUAUAUAUAUGACUGAAAGUGACCGCCUUAACAGUCAAUUGAAUGAUUUAAGCAUUC
This is a messenger RNA of Diospyros lotus (date-plum), 1474 nucleotides long. Its product is annotated as protein CHUP1, chloroplastic. Gene Ontology annotation, cellular component: chloroplast outer membrane. The transcript is spliced from 2 exons. The record is from RefSeq and is a predicted model, not a curated record. Lineage: Eukaryota; Viridiplantae; Streptophyta; Magnoliopsida; Ericales; Ebenaceae. Gene Ontology annotation, biological process: chloroplast organization. The coding region runs from base 96 to 1307 and encodes 403 amino acids.